Molecule: messenger RNA, 843 nt
Organism: Talaromyces amestolkiae
Lineage: Eukaryota; Fungi; Ascomycota; Eurotiomycetes; Eurotiales; Trichocomaceae
Exons: 2
Coding region: 1-843 (280 amino acids)
Biological process (GO): pantothenate biosynthetic process
Cellular component (GO): mitochondrion
Molecular function (GO): magnesium ion binding; 3-methyl-2-oxobutanoate hydroxymethyltransferase activity
Source: RefSeq, a predicted model, not a curated record
AUGUACAAAAAGAAUGAACCUAUCGCCAUGCUCACCGCCCAUGAUUUUCCUUCUGCAUACGUCGCCGAUAGCGCCGGAAUGGAUAUGGUCCUUGUCGGAGAUAGUCUUGCAAUGGUCGCACUGGGAAUGAACGAUACCAACGCCGUUACUCUUGACGAUAUGGUCUUGCACUGUCGGAGCGUCACAAGAGCGGUCAGGUCCGCCUUCGUUGUCGGCGAUCUACCAAUGGGAUCAUACGAAAUCAAUCCGCAACAAGCCGUGCAAUCGUCAAUCCGACUGGUCAAGGAGGCACACGUCCAAGCGGUCAAACUCGAAGGAGGGGUCGAUUUUGCUUCCACCAUCAAAGCGGUGACCACAGCCGGCAUCCCCGUUGUCGCACACAUCGGCUUGACGCCUCAACGCCAGAAUGCGCUUGGCGGGUUCCGUGCGCAGGGGAAGACUGUUGCUGGUGCAUUGAAAUUGUUAGAAGAUGCAUAUGCAGUGCAGGAAGCGGGCGCGUUCAUGGUCGUUCUGGAAGCUAUCCCGGCCGAGAUUGCAGCCAUAAUCACUAAGAAGCUACGCAUCCCAACUAUUGGUAUCGGAGCAGGCGAUGGCUGUUCCGGACAGGUUCUCGUGCAGAUCGAUAUGACGGGCAAUUUCCCCUCGGGCCGCCAUUUACCAAAGUUUGUCAAGAAGUACGCUAAUGUCUGGGAGGAAUCCAAAAGGGGCAUUGAGCAGUACCGAGAAGAAGUCAAGAAUAGGUCAUAUCCGGCAAAGGAACAUACUUACGCUAUUGACGAGGAGCACGUUGCCCAGUUUCAACGACUUGUUGAUGAGCAGAGUUCAAAAAAUAGUCAGGAAUGA